AUGAAAAGGAAAGUAGCUACUAAAAGAAAUGCUAUUUUUAAUUAGAAUAUCCGAACUAUUACAGUUAAAAAUCAAGAGGAAUAUAUGAAUAAUUUAAAGAUGCAAGCCAUACGUUUGUAGAUUGAAAAAAUCGUUCAUCUAGAUCCAUUAUUAAGAUCACUCCUUAAUUCUAAGCCCAAUCGCAAACAUUAUGCUCGUUCCAUAUAUAAAGCCUAAAGUAAUCGAUCAUUUAUUGAAUCGAAGAUUUAAGAGGGACAAACUCAAUAAAGAGCUAAAAGCUCUGAAGGGUCUUAAUUUGGAGAUAUGUGUAUCAAAUUUAAGCGUCUAGUAUCAAGAGGCUUAUUCAAAAUUAAGAUGCAUGUAAAUAAAAUAAGAAGGAGAUUUAGAAGAUGUGUGAUUGCAGUUUGUCUAUUGCUCACAUAUUUCAGAUAUUAUCCACUUUUAAAAAAGUGUAAACGAUUUUCAAGACCAAGAGUAUCGAUAUUACGCUGUAAACCUCUUUUGGAUAAAUUGCCAAUUUUAUCAUAGAUGGAUAAAACAAAUACAAUUGAUGAUAGUGUCAUGUCUAAGGAGCCUUUAGGUUUCCUUAAAAAGAAACACUUUUCGUAAGGAAAUUUUGAUAUUUUUAUUAAAAGACCUAUUUAAUAGUUUAUAAUGAGAUCUAAUACCUAAACAUAUUCCUAGAAACGAAUAUGUAAAACUGAACAUUCAUAAGUUAAAAGUAUGUACCAUAUUAAUAAAAAAUUAAUACAUGAUAAAAUGUAUCUAAAGUCAUCCUCAAUUAAAAUACUUUCUAUGAGUUGA
Paramecium pentaurelia is the source of this 804-nucleotide messenger RNA. The record is from the annotation of a GenBank genome assembly. NCBI's taxonomy places the organism in Eukaryota, Ciliophora, Oligohymenophorea, Peniculida, Parameciidae.